Molecule: messenger RNA, 984 nt
Organism: Pteropus alecto (black flying fox)
Lineage: Eukaryota; Metazoa; Chordata; Mammalia; Chiroptera; Pteropodidae
Product: testis-specific H1 histone
Exons: 2
Coding region: 1-984 (327 amino acids)
Source: RefSeq, a predicted model, not a curated record
AUGGGUAAAUCGCUUUUAUUACCAGAGACAUUUACCACGUUAGACUCAAAGGCCAUAUACCUCUUUCUUCCAAGCACUCCGCUGAGUGUCUUCAUGUAUUAUGACUUUCCAGAUAGCACUCUCAGGGAGAAACAAAAACCCAAACACAAUCCCGACUCUCCCAGCCCAACGCUUAGGCCCCAACCCAGCGGGCCCCGCAGAGGGCGGAGCGGGGCCAUGGCUGAGGAAGCCAAAGUGAGUGGCGAAUCCCAAGACACUGAAGUUAAGAUCCAGCAGCCCGCUGAAAAAAUCUUCGGGGGACCGCCGAGGCGGAGCCCCCGCUCCGUGCUCAAAGUGUCCCAGCUGUUGCUCAGAGCUAUCGCCUUGCACAAAGGGCUGACUCUGGCCACCCUCAAGAAGGAGCUGGGAAAUGCUGGCUACCAAGUGCGCAGGAAGUGUGUCCGCCACUCUGGUGAAGCGCCUAAGUCUGAUAUUAAGGGCACACUCCUCCGGGUCAGCGGAAGCAACGCCGCCGGCUAUUUCAGGGUCUGGAAGAUUCCGAAGCCGAAGAGAAAGCCAGGACGCCCAAGGUUGGAGGAGUGCGCCCGUUCCUCGAGGGGGACCUCUGCAGGGCCACGGGGCUCACGGAAGCCCCGCGUGCGUCGGAGGGUGGCCAAGAAGGCCAAGGAAGUAUGGAGACGGAGCACGAGGGGCAAUGGCACCGUGAGGAGAAGGCCCAGAGCCAAGGACCCGGUGCGUUCCAGAGCCAAGGAGGAAAAGAGGGCCAAGGGAAUGGACGUAGGGAGAGGACGUACCUUGAAGGAAAACAGGCCUAGGACCCGAGAGGAGAAGAGGUCAAGGGAAGAAAAGAAGCAUGACCCUGAGAAGCCGGUGAAACGGAGCAUCCAGAGGUCAAUCUCAGUUAAAAUUGACCCAAGGCCUGCUCGCACAAAGACUUCCACUAAAUCUGAAAGUCCUCGGAGUGCAGCAGCCGGGAAUCUGUAG